AUGGUGAACGGGCAAAAGGCAACUACAGCAUUGACACGGGAUCUCUCAGCUUAUGUUGAACAAGAGGACGCUUUGAUUGGAAGCAUUACAGUGCGCGAGACAAUGAUUUUCGCAGCUCGGCUCGCCUUGCCAAGCAAUGUUACAAGAAUAGAAGCUUUUAGACGAGUGGACGAUUUAAUCGCAAGCUUUGGCUUGCAGUCACAGGCACACACCAUUGUCGGCACCCCUAUCAAGAAGGGAUUGAGUGGUGGCCAGAAGAAGAGACUUGGAGUUGCAAGCCGGCUUGUUACCAAUCCUCGGAUACUCUUCCUAGACGAACCAACCAGCGGACUUGAUUCGGCGUUAAGUGCCGAAGUCAUCAAGUACAUCAAGGAGAUAGGAAAGAGAAACAACCUCAUCAUGAUAUCCUCCAUUCACCAGCCUUCCACAGCAACCUACCAACUAUUUGACAAACUGGCCUUGCUCUCGCUAGGCAAAACAUGCUAUUUUGGGCCAGUCAAGAACGCGCCGGGAUAUUUCAACCAGAUUGGGUAUUCGCUGCCUCCGGAGACAAAUCCAGCAGAGUUCUUCCUUGAUCUAAUCAAUAUCGACCUGGACAAGGACGGAGACGUCAAGGCUAGAACACAACACAUCCUUGACACAUGGGCCACAUCGCAACAGCGCAAAACGCUCGACGAAGACAUCGAGAAAUUAACAUCAACUCCCUCUAAAAUCGAUUUGACGAAGCUCAAGCUACCGAAGCCUAGUCAUUGGGUUGUGCCUCUGACUCUUCUUCAUCGAUCUUGGAUCAAGUCAUAUCGGGAUAUGGUGGCUUAUGAGAUACGGGUCAUCAUGUACCUUGGCUUGGCGAUCUUGAUGGGAACUGUGUUUCUCCGGCUGAAGACAUCUCAAGAGUAUAUUCAACCCUUCAUAAAUGCGAUAUUCUUCGGAGGUGCUUUCAUGUCGUUCAUGGCUGUCGCCUAUGUUCCGGCCUUUCUUGAAGAUCUACACACCUUCCAAAGGGAGCGUGCCGACGGAUUGGUGGGGCCUUUAUCAUUCAUGAUCUCAAAUUUCGUGAUCGGGCUACCGUUCCUAUUUAUCAUCACGGCUAUCUUUUCGGUAGUUGAAUACUGGCUUUCAAACUUCCGUCCCGACGGCUCAGCGUUCAUGAAGUGGGUUUUAUGGCUCUUCCUCGACCUGCUAGCUGCCGAAUCCCUAGUUGUGCUUGUUUCCUCCAUAGUGCCCAUAUUCGUCGUGGCGCUUGCUGUAACAGCAUUUGCCAAUGGCCUGUGGAUGGCGGUGGACGGCUUCCUUGUUCCUAUGAAUAUCCUGAAUUCUUUCUGGAAGUAUGUCUUCCAUUAUAUCGACUAUCAAGCGUAA
Molecule: messenger RNA, 1359 nt
Organism: Phaeoacremonium minimum UCRPA7
Lineage: Eukaryota; Fungi; Ascomycota; Sordariomycetes; Togniniales; Togniniaceae
Product: putative atp-binding cassette sub-family g member 5 protein
Exons: 3
Coding region: 1-1359 (452 amino acids)
Cellular component (GO): membrane
Molecular function (GO): ABC-type transporter activity; ATP binding; ATP hydrolysis activity
Source: RefSeq, a predicted model, not a curated record